AUGCAGACAGUGACGAAUGCGUACAUAGCCAACUUGGCCAUUGCUGAUGAGUGCUUCCUGGUGGGACUGCCUUUCCUGUUGGUGACCAGCAGGCUGAAGCAUUGGCCCUUUGGCCUAGUGGCCUGCAAACUGUUUGUGACCACGUCUGGGAUCAACCAGUUCACCAGCAGUGCGUUCUUGGCUGUCAUGAGUGCUGAUAGGUAUGUGGCUGUGUGCCAUGCUGUGAAGGGCGCUUCCCUGAGGACGCCGGUGGUGAGCAGGCUGGUGGCCGUGACGACCUGGCUCGUGUCCGCCGUGCUCAUGACCCCGCUGUUCAUGUACUCCUCCACUCGGGUCACCAACAACGAGACAGGCACGACGACCUGCAACGUCUUCCUGCCCGACGACGACGACACGCACACCUACGUCAUCUUCACGCUCUACAACUUCCUGGCCAGCUUCGCAGUUCCCCUCAUGCUCAUCAUCAUCUUUUAUUCCCAGGUGAUCAUGACCCUGAGGAACACCAGGGCCAGGAAGAAGAACACCAGAAAGAAGGUCACCCGACUCGUGCUCACAGUCAUCAUAGCUUACGUAGUCUGCUGGCUCCCAUAUUGGCUUGGACAAAUUGGAUUGAUGAUUCAGCUGCUGGAGAUUGUGACCAUGCCUGUGUCUCACAUGACCCUGGUCAACUAUAACAUCAUUGCAUCCAUCCCAAUGUACUGCAACUCUGCCAUCAACCCCAUCUUGUAUGCAUUCUUGUCUGACAACUUCCGGAAAAGUUUCUUCAAGGCCUGUAAGUGCUGCAAGGCUCUUGGCAGGUUCAGAAGAAGGAGAAGGAAUCAGAGUCAGCCCAGGACAUUGAACCAUGGCAGAAGAGGGUCAUCCAACUGGCCCAGGAACACUUUGAACUGCAAAACUGCUUGUUUGACUAGAGUUGAAGGCAUGACUACAAUGGAAGAGGAUGAAGAUCACCAGAGGUUGGCAACUGAAGGACUUGCUCAACAAGUGAUGCUCCACAGGGACCCAGCUGUGUCUGAGGAUGAAGCAGAAGAUGAGGACAUUGAGAUUGAAGAGGAUGAAGGCCUGGUCACCACAGGCAAUUGGAGUUCCCCAGGUUGCAGUCUGCGCAAUCACCACCAACAGAUGGAGCUCUUGGUCACCAAGAGACACUCACACUCUGCAGUUCAAGGCAGUCUCAUCACCACAUCUGCCAUAGUGUGCAACACUAGUAGCCCAGGAUCUCACAUCACCACAGUGGACCUCUGA
Molecule: messenger RNA, 1245 nt
Organism: Notodromas monacha
Lineage: Eukaryota; Metazoa; Arthropoda; Ostracoda; Podocopida; Cyprididae
Source: the annotation of a GenBank genome assembly